Messenger RNA from Corythoichthys intestinalis (scribbled pipefish), 1638 nucleotides. It is a transcript of the gene suclg1, whose product is annotated as succinate-CoA ligase GDP/ADP-forming subunit alph. The transcript is spliced from 9 exons. The record is from RefSeq and is a predicted model, not a curated record. Gene Ontology annotation, molecular function: succinate-CoA ligase (ADP-forming) activity; succinate-CoA ligase (GDP-forming) activity. Gene Ontology annotation, cellular component: mitochondrion; succinate-CoA ligase complex (ADP-forming). Bases 56 to 1030 code for a protein of 324 amino acids. Lineage: Eukaryota; Metazoa; Chordata; Actinopteri; Syngnathiformes; Syngnathidae. Gene Ontology annotation, biological process: tricarboxylic acid cycle.
CUACUAUUCCUGUGUAGGGUCCUUAGCCUCCGGUGUCAUUGGUGAAUGACCGAAUAUGUCACACUGCAGGUUGUUUGCCAGGCUGCUUUUGCAGCAAAGUGGCGUCAGGCACUGUUAUACAGGAACAAGACAGAACCUAUACAUCGGCAAGAACACUAAGGUCAUCUGUCAAGGUUUCACAGGAAAGCAGGGGACAUUUCACAGUCAACAGUCUAUCGACUAUGGAUCACAGUUAGUUGGAGGAGUGUCCCCAGGCAAGGGGGGUAAGACGCAUCUCGGCCUGCCUGUCUUCAACUCAGUCAAGGAGGCGAAGGAAGGCACUGGAGCUGAUGCCACCGUGAUAUAUGUGCCCCCUCCAUUUGCUGCAGCUGCCAUCAUUGAGGCCAUUGAUGCUGAGAUUUCCCUGAUAGUAUGCAUUACUGAGGGCAUCCCCCAGCAAGACAUGGUGAAAGUGAAGCAUAGACUUCUGCGCCAGAACACCACUCGUCUCAUCGGCCCCAACUGCCCAGGAGUCAUUAAUCCUGGAGAGUGCAAGAUUGGGAUCAUGCCCGGCCACAUUCACAAAAAAGGAAGGAUCGGCAUUGUGUCUAGAUCAGGAACUCUGACAUAUGAGGCUGUGCACCAAACGACUCAAGUUGGCCUUGGUCAGUCCCUCUGCAUUGGUAUUGGCGGGGAUCCGUUCAACGGUACAAACUUCAUAGAUUGCCUGGAGGUGUUCCUGCAGGAUCCCAAGACAGAGGGCAUCAUCCUGAUUGGGGAAAUUGGAGGCAAUGCAGAGGAGAAUGCAGCAGAGUAUCUUAAACAACACAACUCCGGUGCUAAUGCCAAGCCUGUGGUGUCCUUCAUCGCUGGGCUAACAGCUCCUCCCGGGCGAAGGAUGGGUCACGCCGGUGCUAUCAUUGCUGGUGGAAAAGGAGGCGCCAAAGAGAAAAUUGCUGCCCUGCAGUCAGCUGGAGUUGUAGUCAGCAUGUCCCCUGCCCAGCUGGGCAGCACUAUGUUCAAGGAGUUUGAGAAGAGGAAGAUGCUGUGAACAGUUUGAGCAGACACGUGUCCUCCAAGAUGAACAACCCGAUUCUGGAUGUGCAUAUGUUCCUAUUCUCUAUCCCCAGAUAUAUCAGCAACUCUGAACACACAUUCAGUGUUUAUGUUGUAAUUCUGUCAUAAAAUUGCACAUGAUGAAAGAAAAUGUGUCUUGUUGGUAUCUUGGAAGAGGCCAUUGUACACCAUGUAGAGCUUUGCGUAUUCACUUAAGAGCAAAUACCACCAUUGUACCCUUUGCGCUACUUCACCUGUUGUUGUAAGAUGUGUACUGGGUCCCUGUUUUUUUGUCAUUCCACCAGACAUCAGUGCGAUGCAAGCUGUCUUCUAAUUCUAUUUUUUUUUCUUGGCUUUCUAUUUGAAAGCAUCAUGAGUAAUAACAUUUUAAAUAGUGCAUGAGUGUUGCCUAUUUAAAGGAAUACAUUACUUUCCAGUGUAAUUUUCAAAGCCUGUCUUGAUUUGUCAGAUACUCAUUUAGAGCUAGAUGCAGGAUAAUGUCAUAGGAAUUUCAGUAUACUGUGCACAUCAAGGCUAAGUAUUAAAUUUAACAUUGCAUUUUUCUAUGCCAAAUCUGAAAAUUAAAGGUGUUGUUUCAUUUCA